CUAGUUUCAUAGUUUUCUUCUUUCUUUGAAUGAAUAGUUCCUCUUCUUCAUUUCAAAUAAGAUGUCUGAGUCUUUUACUUUUCGCGCAGGGAGGUGGACACAGAUCAAUACAACUGUUGUAACCGAUGAGUCAGAGGUGGAUGAGAAUCUCAAAUUGCUGUAUUCUAACGUUAGUUCACAUCCUAAAACCUUUGGGAGAGUUGUAGGUUUAGGUAUAGAAAAGUCAUUCAGUUCAACUACAGAUGGAGUUAUAAGUGAGAAAGUUGCAGUGUUGAAACUAUCUACAGGAAAUUAUUGCCUUAUUGUCCACCUUAUACACUUGAAGAAAAUACCCACUUCCCUUGCUAAGUUUCUUAAUCUUUCAGAUAUAACAGUUGUUGGUGUCGGCAUCAAACAGAACCUGUGUGAUCUCCGAAGGGAUUAUGGGAUUCAAUGUGGGAGUGCUGUAGUUGAGCUAGGAGAUUUAGUUGCUGCUACUCCUUCUAAGAAGAGUUCUCCUAUCGUAACUUCUUUUACUUUACUGGAUUUGAGCCAGUAUCGUCAGUUGCUCAACAUUAAAGCUAGAUCUUAUGAGCCAGAGCCAGAAUCUGAUGAUGUGCGUUACUGUAAUUUGGUGAAAUCAACCGAUGUUGCUUUUGGUGAUUGGGGUAGCAGUGAGCUGAGUAAGGAUCAAAUCUGCCAAGCUAGUAUGGAAGGCCUAGCAAUCAUCCAGAUUGCGGAAGAUUUUGGCAAAUUUAUGAACUCGGCUACCAACACUAUUCAAGUAUUCGGAAGUUCAGAUUAUUGUUAAAUAGCAGACGUUAAUUAGCUUUUAUA
Messenger RNA from Corylus avellana, 816 nucleotides. RefSeq lists its product as uncharacterized. Gene Ontology annotation, cellular component: cytoplasm; nucleus. Lineage: Eukaryota; Viridiplantae; Streptophyta; Magnoliopsida; Fagales; Betulaceae. The record is from RefSeq and is a predicted model, not a curated record. Gene Ontology annotation, molecular function: 3'-5' exonuclease activity; nucleic acid binding.